CUGUGCCAAAAUUGAACAUUAAAGGUUGCUCUCAACUGAGCUGAACUACAACUGCACUAGUACUGUAGGUACAACACCUUCAUCAACCACUUCUCCAUCUUGAACCAUCCCACUUCAAGAAUUCAACACCUACCCGCUCGUGUCGCCCAACAUGGUUCUCAACCACUACCCCCUCCUGUCAUCUCCAGAUAUCAAAGUCCUCGACCGCUUCUCCCUCCUCAACGACGACAACGACCUCUCCAUCUCAGAAGACCCAGCCACAGGCCUAGUGCCCCUCUGGCCCCUGCUACAGUCCCUUCUGAACCCUACAAUAACAAACAACAGAAUCACAACGUUUCCCGAACUCACCUCCCUCCUCGACACCAUCUCAGUCACGCUCCACGGCACGUCUCACCCAGCUGGCGAUUACGGCCUCCUGAGAGAGGCGAUCACCUCCCGUUUUCAGGGCCGCGACGACGGGUUCUUCUUCUUCAGCCAUGUCUGGCCGCGCCUGGUGCAGCUUGCGUUGCAGAUGCCGGCGCUCUUCCCCCGGGCCGGCUCCCCCUCUUAGGCACCGGGCCUGGAGCGGGAGCUGUUGACGAGCUGGGGCUGUCGCGGCGGCAGGUUGCGUGCUUGGUUGUGCACCAGUUCUUGAGGACGCUGGUCGCGCCCGAGUGGAA
Chaetomium strumarium is the source of this 659-nucleotide messenger RNA. RefSeq lists its product as uncharacterized. NCBI's taxonomy places the organism in Eukaryota, Fungi, Ascomycota, Sordariomycetes, Sordariales, Chaetomiaceae. The transcript has a single exon. The record is from RefSeq and is a predicted model, not a curated record. The coding region runs from base 152 to 550 and encodes 132 amino acids.